GACGGAUUUAGGGUUAUCUCGUUUUUCACAGAGUUAAAUACAUUUCUCUCGUUUUUUUGUAUAAUCAGUUUUGUUGUAUUUUAUGCCUGUCACAGCAGUACCCGUCAGUGAUGGCGAAGGUUCCAAACCUCAUAAUAAGAAACGAGUUCGUUUUGCCAGUGAGGUCAAAGCCUCUUCUCGCCUCGUUUCUCAACCUGGUUCUCUUUCUCUUAACCUAUGUGAUCUGCUAACUGCUGCCUCGGUUGGAGACUCGCUUUCUUUAGAUUUUCUCUCAAAUCAUGCCUUCUCAAGGGGGAUGACUGGGCUGAUGCUCGCCUCUCGUGAGGGGAACGAAAGUGCAUGUAAACACUUAAUUUCUUAUGGUUGCCAACUGGACUGUCAGGAUUCAUGUGGCUAUACCGCAUUAAUGUAUGCUUGCCGUGAGGGUCACCUACCGGUGGCUCGUGUCCUUCUCCUCGCUGGUGCAAAUGCUUCCCUUUCUACCCCCUUUGGGUACAAUUCUCUUUUAAUCGCUUCUCUGAACGGGUUUAGUGAUCUUGCUUCGCUCCUCUGUUCUUAUGUUAAUCCAAACGUGACCGAUGUGGACGGGCUUACUCCCCUUUCCUGUGCAUGUAAAAACAACCAUGCGUUAACUGUUUCCGUGCUUCUGGACCACGGAGCCGAUCUCUCGCUCUCUGAUUUGCAGGGUCGUACCCCUGUUAUGUACGCUAUCGAUAACAAUAGUUUCGCAGUACUGGACCAACUUCUACAACGCAACAUUUUCCUGGAAUACCACAAUCCAAAACAAUUAGGCGUUGUAUAUAUCGCCGCUUUGCGUAGCAACCGAUAUCUUACCGAGUUUCUUGUUCGAUCUCCGCUGUACAUCGAAGAAUUUCUUGACGAUUUAACCCGCUUUCCGCAUGCUUCCACCGCGUUUUUCACCGAAUAUGCCGUUUAUGGGGCGAUUCGGCAGCGCUGUUUGGAGCCAGAACUGCUCGCUUCCGUGCUGAUGGAGCGAGCGAAGAGCUCUGCAAUGCUGCUGAUAGAGCAGUAUUUGCGAGGGCGCACCGCGAUGCAUUUAUGGGGUCUUGUUGAGACCUGCGCGUGGUGUUUGCAAGUUUGUAAGAUUGGUUGUGGGGCGGAAGGAGCAGCCGAACUGCAAGAAAUGGAGUUCUUUUGGCGAUUUGUGGAGCGAGUCGUGAGAGCGUGUGCCAAUAGUGUUGUUAGUGAAUUGAAAGUGGAAAGAAAGAAUGAACGUGAGAGCGAUUUAGUUGAUGCUCCGAGCGAUCUUGAUCGCGAAACGGAGAAUGACAUGAAUCAUGAGCCGAAUUGUGUGUGUGAUCAGUCCUGCAAGGCAAAGGGUGAAAUGAAUCAUACCGUUAAGGCAGAGCAAUCCAUUGAUCACCAUUCCAACGUUGUUGAUCGCUCUGUCGAUCCUACCAUCGAACUUCAUCAUGAUUCUGUCGACCAUUCUAUCGAACUUCAUCAUGAUUCUGUCGAUCAUUCCAUCGAACUCGAUGAUUCUGUCGAUCAUUCCAUCGAACUCGAUGAUUCUGUCGACCUUCAUCAUGAUUUCUAUCCUGCCUCUCAUUCGAAAGUGUGCACCAACGCCAGCCUGGUGCCUUCUUCACUCCUGCAAGUGAAGCUACUGUUCUUCUUUCUCGAGCUCUACUGUCUCGGACUGUCCGUGCUGCGUGCUAGCUUUGCUAAAAGACGAACGACCUAUCACCCGUCGUCUCGUUUACUGACGUUUUUUAGUGCUAACAAGCUGUUUCUUAGGUGGGGACGGAGAGGCUUUGUGACGUGUAGGAUACUUGUAGCAAAAUAUUCUUCGAUUUCGAAGCAAAUGGUGUACUUUGCGAACACAUUCACCAAGGUAUUUUUAUGUUCUUCUUCUUCUUCUUCUGUUGAUUCUUGUUAUGCGCUCUAA
Blastocystis hominis is the source of this 1909-nucleotide messenger RNA. RefSeq lists its product as hypothetical. The transcript is spliced from 2 exons. NCBI's taxonomy places the organism in Eukaryota, Bigyra, Opalinata, Blastocystidae. Gene Ontology annotation, molecular function: protein binding. The coding region runs from base 83 to 1909 and encodes 608 amino acids. The record is from RefSeq and is a predicted model, not a curated record.